AUGUCGACCGUUCAAGAGCGAAAGAAUAAACUGAUCAUCCUGUCUGUGAUCUUUUGGGCCUUGAGUACCGUGGCUUUUGGGCUGCGGGUUGUCAGCCUUCGGAUCCGACAACGGGCGUUCAAGAUACACGAUUAUUUCGUCACGCUGUCAUUAGCUCGACUUCAGAUAUGUCUUUCAGCAUAUGUGAUUGAUGUUAUUGUUGGCAGUACGGCUGGUGCCUAUGGCGCCGAUGUCACAACGGUGCCAAUACCCCAAUUGAUCACAUCUUUAAAGGUCUUCUUCGCGUCAGAGUGGUUCUUCGUGACAGGUGCUGCUGCAUUUCGCCUCGCGAUCAUUCUCUUAUAUAUCGAGUUAUUUCGAGGAGUUUGGUUCUAUUGGGCCUCAGCGCUUACCGGAGCGCUGGUGAUUCUGUACUGGGUUGCAUCGAUCUUGACAAUUACCUUGCUCUGUCGCCCGAUCAACUCCAACUGGAACUUAAAUGUCAAAGGCACUUGUGGAGAUGUGCCCAAGACCGAGUAUGCGUCGGCGGGAUUCAAUUUGAUCAUUGACUUUUUAGUUGUGGCGCUCCCCAUGCCGAUUGUCUGGACUUUACAGAUGCCGAAAGAGAGGAAGGCCAGUGUAACUGCGGCUUUUCUCCUCGGCCUGGUCACCUUUUCGAUCAAUAUCGGCCGUCUCAUGCAAACGAAGCUCUGUGAGCAGGGGAAUACUACUUACUGUGCUCUCGACGCCUCGAUUCUUAUCGCGGCCGAAUUAUCUUCCGGGAUUAUCGUUUCCUGUGCUCCGAUGAUGGGUGCAGUGUUCUUGCGCCAUGGUGUGGCAUCGUACGACCGGAAUGUUGCGAAUAAUGCGAGGGGGCCCGUUCGCACCAUCGGCUCGACUGGGCGCACAUGGCCGCGCCGCCAAGCUCAACCCGAUACGUUGUUAUGUUCGCAGGAUGAGGACGUGGAGCUGGAUAACAAGCAGUUGUCUUAUCGGACCCACAUCGUGUCCCCGGAACGGUUCCACCACGCGAACUCGAGUAACCAAGGGAUUAUGGUGCGGAACGAGAUGACUGUCUUUGAGGGUAAUACACCGGAGAUGAGGGUAUAG
Messenger RNA from Penicillium verhagenii, 1089 nucleotides. RefSeq lists its product as uncharacterized. The transcript has 5 exons. NCBI's taxonomy places the organism in Eukaryota, Fungi, Ascomycota, Eurotiomycetes, Eurotiales, Aspergillaceae. The coding region runs from base 1 to 1089 and encodes 362 amino acids. The record is from RefSeq and is a predicted model, not a curated record.